AUGUUUGAUCUGAAUGAAAUCCCAAAACGUGUGCCACCAAAUAGUCCUUUGGCUCCACAAUGGUACAAACUAGAAGACAGGAGAGGUGAGAAAGCCAAGGGAGAGUUAAUGUUGGCAGUUUGGAUGGGAACUCAAGCAGACGAGGCAUUUCCUGAUGCAUGGCAUUCUGAUGCAGCAAAUGUUGGUCCUGAGGCUGUUGCAAACAUAAGAUCAAAGGUUUACCUUUCACCUAAGCUUUGGUAUGUCAGGGUCAAUGUUAUUCAGGCUCAGGACUUGAUACCAAGUGACAAAACCCGGUAUCCUGAAGUUUUUAAGAAGGCCAAUCUGGGAAAUCAAUUUUCAAGAAUUAGAGCAUCUCAGAGUAAAACCAUAAAUCCCAUGUGGAAUGAGGACUUGAUAUUUGUUGUUGCUGAGCCAUUUGAGGAGCCUUUGGUUCUGACUGCAAAAGAUAGGGUUGGUCCAAACAAAGAUUAAAUCCUGGGAAGGUGUGUCAUUCCUUUACACAAUGUGUAGAGGAGGUUUGACCAUAAGCCUGUGAACACAAGGUGGUUUAACCUUGAAAAACAUGUGGUUGUUGAAGGGGAAAAGAAGAAAGAGACCAAGUUCUCAAGUAGGAUACACUUGAGGGUUUGCUUGGAAGGUGGCUACCAUGUGUUCGAUGAAUCAACUCACUACAGUAAUGAUCUUAGGCCAACAGCAAAGCAGCUAUGGAAGGCCCACAUUGGAAUUCUAGAACUGGGGAUUAUAAGUGCACAAGGGCUGAUGCCAAUGAAGACUAGAGAUGGUAGAGGAACCACAAAUGCAUAUUGUGUAGCUAAAUAUGGGCAGAAGUGGAUCCGUACUAGGAAAAUUGUGGAUAGUCUUGCUCUAAGGUGGAAUGAGCAAUACAUUUGGGAGGUUUUUGAUCCAUGUACUGUUAUCACAGUAGGGGUCCAUGAUAAUGUUCAUUUACAUGUUGGAGAGAAAUUAGGGGCAUCAAAGGAUUCAAGAAUAGGGAAGGUGAGAAUUAGGCUGUCCACUCUUGAAGCUGAUAGGGUGUACACACACUCUUAUCCUCUUUUAGUACUGCAUAAUUCUGGUGUGAAGAAAAUGGGAGAGGUGCAGUUAGCUAUAAGGUUCACAAGCUUAUCCGUGAUAGACAUGUUGUCUAUGUAUACACAACAUUUGUUGCCAAAGAUGCACUACAUCCAUCCUCUGUCUGUGAUUCAACUAGACGGUCUUAGGCAUCAGGUUAUCCAGAUUGUGUCAAUGAGGUUGAGCAGGGCAGAGCCACCACUAAGGAAAGAGGUGGUGGAAUACAUGCUAGAUGUGAAUUUAGGAGCUACUUGUUUGGCAACCCUGGGAGAAAUUAAAGGAGAUUGGAGGCAGUUUAGCGUAAGGCCCAUAGCUUUCUUUAGCAAGGUUUUAGCGGAAUCCUCCCUUGCUAAAACCAUUUAUGAAAUGUUGGAAAUUAAUAUAAUCCAGGAAGAAGGGAAGAUAGUGGAGGAUGAUUUGCCACCACCCAAGCCUCCAAAUUUGAAUUGGAGGGCGCACGCCACCUGGGAAGAGGAGCCUUGCAUCAAAUAACAGUUCCCUGACUUCAACCUUGAGGACAUGGUUGAUUUUGAGGGGUAGGUAAUGUUAGGAAUAAAAGAAGUUAGUUGUUAGUAGAGAGAGAGUAUAAAUAAUAACAGAAUAGGUGGAGAGAGGAUUAUCAGAUAUUUUUCCUUGUGGGGUUAUAGACUGGACAUUUUCCAGUGGAGGAAGGGAGGCUUCCUUGGGACGUACACUUGUAUUUCUCUUUAUAUACAUUACAGAUUGAAUAAUAUAUAUACACAUACUUUCAUCUUC
This is a messenger RNA of Vigna angularis (adzuki bean), 1830 nucleotides long. RefSeq names its product FT-interacting protein 3-like. The coding region runs from base 1 to 474 and encodes 157 amino acids. The transcript has a single exon. Lineage: Eukaryota; Viridiplantae; Streptophyta; Magnoliopsida; Fabales; Fabaceae. The record is from RefSeq and is a predicted model, not a curated record.